Molecule: messenger RNA, 2163 nt
Organism: Paramacrobiotus metropolitanus
Lineage: Eukaryota; Metazoa; Tardigrada; Eutardigrada; Parachela; Macrobiotidae
Exons: 4
Coding region: 175-1992 (605 amino acids)
Biological process (GO): proteolysis
Molecular function (GO): zinc ion binding; metalloendopeptidase activity
Source: RefSeq, a predicted model, not a curated record
UGGGCCGACGAUAAGCAGCAUAUACCACAUGCUCGCACUCCUGUGUUUUUAUUUUCUUCAUAUUGCAAUGUUUUUAUUGGAUGGUAUCAUGGUGGCGGUUACAGUAGCACUCGAACACUAUCGCCUGAUUAUUUCCUGGGUAUUCUAAGACAUCCAUCAAAACUUACUCGUACAAUGGCGAAGUUUAUUUCCCCGUUUGUCUGUUUUUGCUACUGCUUCGUGGCCAUAUGCUUGCAACAAGCGCACGCAGCAACAUUGCCACAAGAUUGGCGGAAUCGCAUCGACCCCAGUGUGCUGGAGUCACGGGAAUCAGAGUCUGGAAUAUGCAACCUAGACGAAGAAAUAGAACUACCCGAAGGAAAUGUGUUCGCUUUAAGCAUUAGCACAGGCAAACUCCUCCCACAAAACUACUGGCCUAACGGCGGCAAAAAUAUUCCUUACAAGAUCGCCCAUGGUUUUGAAGAAUCUGCGCGACGGAAAAUAAAACGAGGAAUGGCCGACAUCAAGCGGGUUACGGUUGGCUGCAUAACCUUCACUCCACGGACAAACCAAACGGAUUACUUAUUUUUCCGACCCCAUGAUAAGUGGUGUCAGUCAAGAGUUGGCCGGCGGUUUAACGGCGGUCGGCAGGAUAUCAGACUGACCAAAGCCUGCGCUAAUUAUACCGGCACAAUCCAGCACGAGAUCCUCCACGCGCUGGGUCUGUAUCACGAGCAGAAUCGACCCGAUCGCGAUCAGUAUGUCGACAUCUUUCAGGACAAUAUCCGGCCGGAUGUCAUGCAAAACUUUCACGUCUUACCGCACAUGGAAGUGUACGACACACAUUAUGACUUCGACUCCGUUAUGCAUUACGGCGCCAUGGAUUUCGCCAAAGACCCUAAUCAACCGACUAUCAUUCCAAAAGUCACGAAACGGACGCAUAUGGGGCAGAGGCGGAGCUUGAGUAUACUGGAUGUGGCCAAACUGCAGAAAGCAUACGGAUGCCAAUUCGAUCCGGAUAACGAAGAAGCAAACGAUCCGGUUGCAUCGAUGCCACCCACACAAAUGACGACAACAGUUCCAGAAACGACCGAGGCCACGGAAAAGCCACCUGAUAGACAACAACAACAACGAAUGACGCCAAAAGCACCAAUCUUGCCUGUAACUCCUGAAUUACCAGCGUUCACGCCAAUCAGUACAGAAUUUCAGGAUGAAGAGUUUCCGGAGUUCUCCGACGAGCCAAUGACGGAAUCGCAGUGCUCGUUCCAGUUUCGUCCCGGGUGUGGGCGGGAACAUUACACCCGUGCAACGUGCACCCAUACUAAAGGUUUGGAAAUCGAUUGCAAAGGUAUAAUACCGGCUGUGCUUAGCGAUAUGGUGCGGAAAAGCGCCCGAAGGCCUAUGCGCGCAGUCCGAGUCGAUAUUGAUGACGGACAUGAUACACUGACCCCGGCAAUAUUCGCUCCCAUCCGCUUACAGAUUAUCGGUCUGGAGUUAUGGAACUGCCGCACAAGGCGCACGACGGAGAAGUUGCGUUUAUUAAAGUUCUCCCGAAUGUAUCAUUUUGAAGCGGUACAGUGCCGGAAUUUGGAUAUUCGUCGAAGUGACUUUGAUACGUCGAGGAAUUUGCGAAUGAUUCUGUUCCGUUCGUCGACCUUUGCGCGGAUGGAAGAAGAUACCUUUGGGAAUCUACCUGAUUUGCAGUUGUUAAGUCUGGAGUACGAGCGAACCAGAAGGCCCACUAUUCCAUUGAUUCCACGAGAUCAGCUGGAUAAUGUUAAGAGGGUGCACUGCAGCUGCCAGUUUGAGUGGCUCAGACAACUGUUCGACCGCAAACCGGAGCUGCUGGAUGGGAGACAACAGGGGGAAGUUUAUCUAAUUGACGAUGCGUUUGAAAGCCCAAAAAUCGAGGUCGAGCAGAUUUACUACCCAUUCCACUGCCGGCUGAAUGGGUAUUCGUCGUUCACGCGCUUUCGUGAAAACCCUUUUUCUCGGUACGCAGACGAGUGUUAGCGCUAACACUCAGCGCUGAGAUGCCAGCAUCUCAGAGUGUUUAUUUAUUCGAGAAUGCUGAUAUUUUAUCUAACAGUUACCUUGCAUCCAGUGUCAAGCUUUUAAGGGUUUGCGUUUAAUUACGCUCAGAAAUAAAAUUAACAAUGGAAGCAAAAAUACUAGUACCUACAU